Aspergillus uvarum CBS 121591 is the source of this 1332-nucleotide messenger RNA. RefSeq names its product succinate--CoA ligase (GDP-forming) subunit beta. The coding region runs from base 1 to 1332 and encodes 443 amino acids. Gene Ontology annotation, biological process: succinyl-CoA metabolic process; tricarboxylic acid cycle. Lineage: Eukaryota; Fungi; Ascomycota; Eurotiomycetes; Eurotiales; Aspergillaceae. Gene Ontology annotation, molecular function: ATP binding; metal ion binding; succinate-CoA ligase (ADP-forming) activity. Gene Ontology annotation, cellular component: succinate-CoA ligase complex; mitochondrion. The record is from RefSeq and is a predicted model, not a curated record. The transcript has 8 exons.
AUGUUCAAGCUUGCCCGCAGCAAACCGGUUACCGCGGCCUUGAGAGCUGCGACGGAAUCUUCCGUUCAGUCCCGCCUGGGCCAGCAGCAGAGAAACCUCUCCAUCCACGAAUACCUGUCCGCGAACUUGCUCAAGUCGUAUGGCGUCGGAAUGCCCAAGGGUGAAGUCGCCCGCUCCGCAGAGGAAGCUGAGGCUGUUGCCAAGUCCCUCGGUAACGAUGAUAUGGUCAUCAAGGCUCAGGUUCUCGCUGGUGGCCGUGGCAAGGGUACUUUCAGUAACGGUCUGAAGGGUGGUGUGCGCGUGAUCUACUCGCCUACCGAGGCAAAGAUGUUCGCUGGACAGAUGAUUGGAGAGAAGCUCAUCACCAAGCAGACUGGUGCUGCCGGUCGUCUUUGCAACUCCGUUUACAUCUGUGAGCGCAAAUUCGCUCGUCGCGAGUUCUACCUCGCCGUUCUCAUGGACCGUGCUACCCAGGGUCCUGUCAUUGUCGCCUCGUCUCAGGGUGGUAUGGAUAUUGAAGCUGUCGCUAAGGAGAACCCCGACGCCAUCCUUACUACUCCUAUCGAUAUCAAGGUCGGCGUUACCGACGAGAUCGCCACGAAGAUCGCUACCGAGCUUGGUUUCUCUGAGCAAUGCAUUGACGAGGCCCGCGACACUAUCCAGAAGUUGUACAAGGUUUUCAUGGAGAGGGAUGCCACCCAGAUCGAGAUCAACCCCCUCUCCGAGACUUCUGACCACAAGGUCAUGGCCAUGGAUGCUAAGCUGAACUUCGACGACAACGCCGAAUUCAGACAGAAGGAGGUCUUCGAGUGGAGAGACACCACCCAAGAGGACGCUGAUGAGGUCAAGGCUGCUACACACGGCUUGAACUUCAUCAAGCUUGACGGUGACAUUGGAUGCUUGGUUAACGGUGCUGGUCUGGCCAUGGCCACCAUGGACAUCAUCAAGCUUAACGGCGGUAACCCUGCCAACUUCCUCGACGUCGGUGGUGGUGCCACCCCGGCUGCUAUCAAGUCCGCCUUCGAGCUUAUCACCAGCGACCCUAAGGUGACUGCCAUCUUUGUCAACAUCUUCGGUGGUAUUGUCCGUUGUGACGCUAUCGCCCAGGGCUUGAUCAACGUCGUGCAGGAGAUGGGCCUGCGUACCCCCAUCGUUGCCCGUCUUCAGGGCACCAACAUGGAGCAGGCGAACAAGCUGCUCAACGACUCUGGCCUCAAGAUCUUCUCCAUUGAGGAUCUCCAGAGCGCUGCCGAGAAGUCGGUUCAGUUCUCCAAGGUCGUCAAGUUGGCCCGCGAGAUUGAUGUCGGUGUUGAGUUUACUCUUGGUAUCUAA